Molecule: messenger RNA, 252 nt
Organism: Cordyceps fumosorosea ARSEF 2679
Lineage: Eukaryota; Fungi; Ascomycota; Sordariomycetes; Hypocreales; Cordycipitaceae
Exons: 1
Coding region: 1-252 (83 amino acids)
Source: RefSeq, a predicted model, not a curated record
AUGAAAGCUGCCAUCAUUUUAAUUGCUGCUCUACCCGGUAUCGCUUUUGCGGCACCGAAAUUCCACCUAGCCGACAAGAGAGAGCCCUUCAAGGACCUGACAAGUCUGCACUACCAGCAGAAUCUACCCGUCACUGAGGCUUCUGCCAACAACGACCGCCGAGAGGCUUCGAGGCCAGUCAAGGACAACCGCAACCUUCACUACAACUCCAAGAAGAUGCCCAUCGCUAUGGCGUCGCCCGGCCGCCAGUGA